Molecule: messenger RNA, 513 nt
Organism: Anopheles coustani
Lineage: Eukaryota; Metazoa; Arthropoda; Insecta; Diptera; Culicidae
Exons: 4
Coding region: 1-513 (170 amino acids)
Biological process (GO): sleep; positive regulation of voltage-gated potassium channel activity; regulation of synaptic transmission, cholinergic
Source: RefSeq, a predicted model, not a curated record
AUGAGCAAAUUUUAUUCGAUUUUUAUGCAAAUGUGUGUGAUCGCCGCUUCGGUGCAAACUGGCCUGAGCAUCAAGUGUUACACGUGCGAUUCGACCAGCAACAAGGAAUGCAUGGACUUGAAGCAGAAGUCCGCCAUCGUCGCCGAGACUUGCUCCCCGAGCAAGAUGGCGUCCACGACCGGCAACUGGUUGGCCGACCUGACGCGCAUCGAUUACUUCGGCGGCAAGGAAAUCACCGUCCCGAUGGUCUGCCAGAAGAUUGUCGCCACGAAUGAAGUGGGCGAGACGAUGACGUACCGCGGUUGUCAGCUGGAUGGCGGCAAAAGCGACCUCUGCCAGAUCGCGUACGGCAAGGCGAAGGCACAGCGAGGCGUCAACAUAGAGUCCUGCACGAUCUGCAAGGAGGACGAGUGUAACGGGGCAGAGCGGGUGGCUGCCGGAAGGCUGCCGAUGGGGCUGGCCGGGGCCACACUUGCCCUGCUUGGAUUCGCCGUACGGCAGCAUUUCCUGUAA